This is a messenger RNA of Phytophthora sojae, 321 nucleotides long. RefSeq lists its product as hypothetical. NCBI's taxonomy places the organism in Eukaryota, Oomycota, Peronosporomycetes, Peronosporales, Peronosporaceae. The annotation marks the transcript as partial. The transcript has a single exon. The record is from RefSeq and is a predicted model, not a curated record.
AUGGACCGUUUUGGCUUUUACCUCGGUACGAAUGAAGGUAAGAAAGGUAAGCUUGCUCGGAAUACUGCCACUGCGUCCCAUCGGAACGUAAAGCUUCGGAUUUUCGAUAUGUACCCGCAUCUUCGCGUCCCGACGGAGUUGAUCUUGCUAAAACAAGGGAAAACUUUGGAUAAGCAUUGCUUAACCCCUCGAGAAAAGGGUAGUUUAGUUAGUAAGGCUCCUUCUUGCACUAAGGAGGACUUACAAGCUUUGGUCCGUUAUGUCUACAGUACAGCACGCGUGCAUGACGACUACCAAGACGCCGCGCUAGCGUGUCUGAUG